GGAGAUAAUUCAGUUAAUUUAUUUUAAUAAAACCAGAUGGCAGUGUAUACAAAUAUGAUGGCGGACGACAGCGGGAAACUUCACACAGGAACACUGAAAAGAUGCCCAGCGUCACCUACUCGUGAUAACGAACAACUUUGCAAAGUACGUCGAGGAAACAACAACAAGAUGAUCAAUGUAGGAGUAGAGACUGGCGAGUUGUCAGUUAGAACUAUUUCAGACUCUUGUUCAAUGAAUGUAAAGGGUGUAAAUACAGUCUCAAUUUCUUUACAGAACUCUAAAGAUGAAAGUAAUGUUAGCAAUGAACAUGACAAACACUUAACUUCUCUCCCACAGACUCAGGAAACAACUUCUACUGAUUGCAGUAACUUAGUUUUGUCAAAAUGUCAUUCUUCUAAAUACCAUUGUUCGGCUGAGUCAACAAACUACAAAAUCUCUCCUAGUAGGACAGUGUUUUCUCAACAGGAACCAGAAGUAAUUGUAGCAAGUAAAGUCAUUAGUCUUACUCAAGACACAUCAGAACAAAAGCAGGACUCUGAAGUUCAUUCAGAACAUACAAAUGGAGUACCAUCUCCAGAGGAUUCGUUACACAUUCUUAAUUUACCAAGCAGUAUCCUUCUAGAAAUCUUUAAGUACCUCACUAUUCCUGAACGAAUACAUUCGGUUGAAUUAGUUUGUAAAAAAUGGUAUGAACUAGCUAAAGAUCCAUCAUUGUGGAGACAUAUCAAUUUUCAGGACUUUGGUCACAAGACUCUGUCAGAUGAAAUUCUUGACAAAAUCACCUCCUACAGCAAUCAUGUGGUUCAUUUAGAUAUCUCAAAUACAAUGGGAUUUUCCCCUGAAGGGAUCUCAAGUGUUCUUAAAAAUGUCGAUGGUUAUCAUUUUUAUCUCUGUUUCAUAGGGGUUCAAAAAUGCUGUUCUCUUCCUGAUUCAACCAUUCAACUGAUAGCAGAAAAUCAACAUGAUCUUGAGCAAUUAUACCUUGAUGAUUGUUUCUGUGUAACCAAUCCCACUAUCGUAAAGAUAUUUCAUAACUGUCCGCGUAUCACACAUCUCAGCUUUGGUUGGCAUUUAAAUGCUGAAACUGUCGACACUAUGGCCAACUACUGUACACGUCUGAAAUUAAUUAACUUAUCUCAUUGUGAUGCUGUUGACUCCCUUGCUAGGAUGUUACAGAAUUGUAAACAACUUGAAAAUGUCAAUCUUUCUGACUGCCCUCUCACAGACAGCCAUCUAGUCAACUUGUGUCAUUUACCCAAUUUGAAGCAUGUUUAUUUAAAUUCUGUCAACAUGUCAUCAACCACAGCCAAAGAAGUUGCCAAACAUUGUUUGAAACUACAAACACUGUCCCUUUGUUUUAAUGAUUGUGUUGAUGACGACUGCAUAACAGCUGUGGUGCAGAAUGCUCGCAAUCUCAGGAUUCUAAAGUGUAUACGUUGCAACAUUACUGACAAAGCCCUCAUAGCUAUUGCCAAGCAUAGCAGUAAACUGGAACAACUUGAUGUCAGUUUCUGUAGCAACAUUACCAAUAAAGGAGUAAACUUUGUGUCUGAAAACUGUACCCAACUUUACUUUCUUGGUCUGUUUUCAUGUGAAAAAGUGGAGUCAACUUUCCUAUUUCAAUUACAGAAGGACUACCCUCAUAUUCGUAUUUAUUGCUUUGAACUGGAAUACAAGAGCCUCAUAGAACGAGUUAAUGAAGAAGAUCGUUUAUGAUGGACAUUACCUAAAGUGAACACUAAUCAUGUUGAUUUGCCAUUACCUGUGAUAUAUUAAAAACUGUGUAUUUAUUUUUUUUU
Molecule: messenger RNA, 1799 nt
Organism: Octopus sinensis (East Asian common octopus)
Lineage: Eukaryota; Metazoa; Mollusca; Cephalopoda; Octopoda; Octopodidae
Product: F-box/LRR-repeat protein 17-like
Exons: 8
Coding region: 37-1716 (559 amino acids)
Biological process (GO): SCF-dependent proteasomal ubiquitin-dependent protein catabolic process
Cellular component (GO): SCF ubiquitin ligase complex
Molecular function (GO): protein binding
Source: RefSeq, a predicted model, not a curated record